Molecule: messenger RNA, 5435 nt
Organism: Panthera uncia (snow leopard)
Lineage: Eukaryota; Metazoa; Chordata; Mammalia; Carnivora; Felidae
Gene: WDR45B
Product: WD repeat domain 45B
Exons: 10
Coding region: 3240-4190 (316 amino acids)
Biological process (GO): autophagy of mitochondrion; protein lipidation; nucleophagy
Cellular component (GO): extrinsic component of membrane; phagophore assembly site membrane; cytosol
Molecular function (GO): protein binding; phosphatidylinositol-3-phosphate binding; phosphatidylinositol-3,5-bisphosphate binding
Source: RefSeq, a predicted model, not a curated record
AUGAACCUCCUGCCGUGUAACCCUCACGGCAACGGGCUGCUUUACGCCGGCUUCAACCAGGACCACGAGAGAGAGAGAGAGAGUGAGCAAGCAGGAGAGAAGCAGACACAGAAUCCGAAGCAGGCUCCAGGCUCUGAGCUGUCAGCACAGAGCCCAGUGUGGGGCUCGAACCCAUGAACUGUGAGAUCAUGACCUGAGCCGAAGUCAGGCGCUCAACUGACUGAGCCACCCAGGCGCCCCUACGUUUAUUUAUUUAUUUAGAGCGAGAAUACCAAGCAGGCUCUGUACUGCCAGUUCAGAGCUUGAUGUGGGGCUCGAUCUCAUGAACUGCGAGAUCUUGACCUGAACCAAAAUCAAGAGUGGGUCAUCCAACUGGUUGAGCCACCCAGGCGCCCCCACGAUUUUUUUUAAAGUUUAUGCAUUUUGAGGGAGGGAGGGAGGGAGGGAGAGAGAGAGAGAGAGAGAGAGUGAGCGAGCGAGCUCAAAUACAAAUGGGGGAGGGGCAGAAGGAGAGAGAAUCCCAAGCAGGCUCUGCGAUGUCAGCACAGAGCCGAUGUCAACACAGAGCCGUAUAAGGGCGGGAACCCAGGGUGGUGACCUUAGCCGAAACUAAGAGUCCAAUGCUUAACCGACUGAUCCGUACAGUUACCCCUAAUUUUCAUUAAGCAUUUUAAACUCUCAUUGCAACUUUUGGCUUGGAAAUCAUUGUUUGUUUAAUUUUCUUACGUGAAAUAUAGUUGACACACAAUGUUACAUUCAUUUCAGGUGAACCAGAAAACAUUUUUAAAAGGGCAUUCAUGAUUUUAAAUAUUCGAACUUCUAAAGAUAAUUUGCACUGCGUUCUUCAAGACUCUUCAAGUGUCGAGAUGUACAUUUCUUUAAGUUGGCUGGCUAUUUUUCUCUCUAUUCCUUUGGGAAACACAAAUGUUUGAGUAUGUACCCUUGUCUACAGAUAGCACUUGCUUCUCCUGCCUGGACCUAGACCUGAGGCCACAGAUUGACUUCCUUGGGCUACUGCACUGUAGUUACAGGAAGUAGGGGUGUGUUUGCAUGUGGGCUGUACGUAAGUAGUCUGUGCAGACACACCUCCGAGACAUUACAGGUUUGGUCCCAGACCACCGCAGUAGAGGGACUGUUACAAUAAAGUGAGUCAGAUGAAUAUUUGAUUUCCUAGUGCUUCUAAAAGUUACGUUUACACCAUAUACGUGUUUACUGUUCAGCGUGCAGUAGCAUUAUGUCUUAAAAAACCAACGUACAUGCCUUAAUUCAAAAGUAUUUCACUGCUAAAAAAUGCUAGCCAUCAUCUGAGUUUUGGUGAUUUACAAUCACUGGUCACAGGUCACCAUCACAAAUAUAAUAAUGGAGAAGUUCAAAAUAUUGCUAGAAUUAGUAGAAUGUGAAACCGAGACCUGAGCCAGCAAAGGUUGUGGAAAAAUGGUGCUGACAGACUUGCUUGAGGCACGGUCACCACAGAUCAUGGAUUUGUGAGAAGCGUAAUGUCUGUGCAGCAAAAUGAAACAAGGCGCGCCUGUCUAUAGAAGAAUGCCUUUCAGGGAUCCCGACGCCCUGUUUCUGCACCACUAGAGCUAACCCAAGGGUGUGUGGGGUCACCAGCUGUUGGGCUGAUGGUUCCUCUCUGGGAAAGAGGCCUAUGAAGACAGCAAGGAUGAUGCCUGGCCUUCUCCGAGAGGGUUUCCAACUUUUGGUGUUUGUAAUACUUUUCCUUCUAACUUUUUACUGAAGUAUGCCGUACUUACAGAAAAGUGCAUGUGCCCUGUCUUCACCUGAUGACUUUCCAAACUGAACCUAGCACCCAGGUUAAGAAACUGAACAUACCUGAACAUAAUUGGACCAUUAACGCCUGGCCAUCCUUCCAGCCACUUAGAUUAGUUUUGUCUCUGUACAUCAUUCUUGCUGAUUUGUUUAAAAACGCUUUUUUUUAACGUUUGUUUAUUUUUGGGGGAGAGAGGGGCAGUGCAAGCGGGGAAGGGGCAGAGAGAGAGAGGGAGACACACAAUCUGAAGCAGCUCCAGACUCUGAGCUGUCAGCACAGAGCCCGACGCAGGCCUCAAACAUGAGUCGGGAGAUCAUGACCUGAGCCAAAGUCGGAUGCUUAAGCGACUAAGCCACCCAAACUCCCCUUAUUCCUGACUUUUUUUUAUUCAACGUGAUGUUUGUGAGAUAUUUUCCACAUUGCUGAGUAUCUCUAUAGAUCAUUCUCAUUGAUGCAUAGUGUUUUUGUGUGUGUGAAUAUAUCACAGUUAAUUCAGUCCACCAUUGAGGGGGGCAUUUAGGUAGGUUCCCAGUUUUUGGCUAUUAAUGGUGUAUGAUCGCACUGCUGUGAACAGUCGAAUGCAUGCCUUUGGUGAGCAUAUGUUGUCAUUUCUGCAAGGUAUAUCCGCCAAGGAGCAGAGUUGACAACUGUAGUACCUGGCGCAAACAGCUUUCCAGAGCGGUUCUGCUGGUUUGCCAUCCACCAGGUUGAGAGUUCCCAUGCCCUUACACCCACUUGCUACUUGGUGUUUUCUACCAUGUUGGCUGUUUUAUUGGGGUUAAUUGGACCAUUAACAACCUGGUGUGUGAUUUGGACUCACAGUGACCUUGACAGGAUUUUAAGGGUUCAGCUUGUCUACAGGUGGGAGGAGGUCGUGGGAGACCUCAGGCCACCUUCUGGAAGCCCACGCCCCUGCUCCAGUCUGGAGUGUCCACGCUUGCUGGGAUUCCCGCUUGCAGCUGUCCUCCGGGAGGCGUGGCCUUUAUUGUUCUGUCCUCGCCUCUCCAGGUCUACAGCACUGGAGACGGGUGUGCAGGGUGGGGAGGCCAGCGGUGAGUGUUAGCGAGAGGCAGGUGUUGGAAAUGUGCCGUGGCGGCAGCUGGCCGACUUGUCAUGGAACCAGGAGUUCAGGCGGAGCUGGCCUUCGGGAAGAAAGCCCUGCAGCAGGAGGUUGGAGGGAUUCCGGAGGCUCUUUACCGUGUGAGAUGAGAGACUGGAAACGUGCUAGGUUGUGCACGUCGUGCGUGUGCGCACGCGCGUGUGCGCACGGCCCUGAGGAAGAUAGUUGUGGCGUGUGCAGACUGCGCCCGUGAGGUCAGAGCAUCUGCGGGAGCUCUUAGGAACGGCUGCUCUCUCUGGACCCCUUGCUUGUGCCAGUUCGGUCCCAGUCCCAGGGCGCUUAGCUGGGACCCCUUUGAGAUGAUUAACCGGCCUUUCUCACACUUCAGGAUGCUUUGCGUGUGGGAUGGAAAACGGAUUCCGGGUCUAUAACACUGACCCACUGAAAGAAAAAGAGAAGCAAGAAUUUCUAGAAGGAGGAGUCGGCCAUGUUGAAAUGUUGUUUCGCUGCAACUAUUUAGCCUUAGUCGGUGGUGGGAAAAAGCCAAAAUACCCUCCUAACAAAGUGAUGAUCUGGGAUGACCUGAAAAAGAAGACUGUUAUUGAAAUAGAGUUUUCUACAGAAGUCAAAGCAGUCAAACUGCGGCGAGAUCGAAUUGUGGUUGUCUUGGACUCCAUGAUUAAGGUGUUUACAUUUACACAUAAUCCCCAUCAGUUGCAUGUCUUUGAAACCUGCUAUAACCCUAAAGGCCUCUGCGUCCUGUGCCCCAACAGUAACAACUCCCUCCUGGCCUUCCCGGGCACCCACACGGGCCACGUGCAGCUCGUGGAUCUGGCCAGCACCGAGAAGCCACCCGUGGACAUUCCUGCCCACGAGGGCGUCCUGAGCUGCAUUGCUCUCAACCUGCAGGGAACAAGAAUUGCAACCGCAUCUGAGAAAGGGACCCUUAUAAGAAUAUUUGAUACUUCAUCAGGGCAUUUGAUCCAGGAACUGCGAAGAGGAUCCCAAGCAGCUAAUAUUUAUUGCAUCAACUUCAAUCCUGACGCGUCCCUCAUCUGCGUGUCCAGUGACCACGGCACAGUGCACAUUUUUGCUGCCGAAGAUCCAAAAAGGAAUAAACAGUCCAGUCUGGCCUCAGCCAGUUUCCUCCCAAAGUACUUCAGUUCCAAGUGGAGUUUUUCCAAGUUUCAGGUUCCCUCAGGCUCUCCGUGCAUCUGUGCCUUUGGAACAGAGCCAAAUGCUGUCAUCGCGAUUUGUGCAGACGGCAGCUACUACAAAUUCCUAUUCAACCCCAAGGGGGAGUGCAUCCGGGACGUCUACGCGCAGUUUCUAGAAAUGACCGAUGACAAGCUGUGACUCUCCGUCAGGAGUGCAAUCAACAGCCACGGCCGACCGCCGCCAAAGCGCUGAGUGUGCCCUUCAGACUCCCGGGGCUGGUGCCGGCGGCAGGACUGCCCGGGGACCUUGGUCCUGAAGCCAUUCUGUGGUUGUCUGUUUUCCUGAGCAGGGCUUCCCAUUUCCAGUAUUAAAGAAGGAAUAAUCAUCGAGGCAGCGUAGACACUCACGUGGCUGUGAGCAGCCCGGGCCCGGCUGCUGGCCUGUUUCCUUUAGUUCAGCUGUGAUGCUUUCGUGCUUCCGCCGCGCCCCCCGCCUCUUCCCCCCGUGCACCUGGGGGCUCCGUACACACAUAGGGACUGGGUUGAGAAAACGGUGGACAAAUCGAAAUUUGUUUUGGCAACAGAUUCCAUCAUUUUUACUGAGUCUGUAGUGGGGAAAUGAGCAACUGUGUAAAUGUUAGUUCUUACAUUACAACCAGAUUUUUCAAUAGAAUAAUAAUACCAGCAGCUUGCCUUAGAAAAGGAGAAGGGGAUUCCUUCUCCUGUCUGAACACGAAGAGACACAGCCGUGUUGGAGAACACAGGGUGGGCAUCUCCCUGUGAGCCCGCGUCCUGGUCUCCGUGCCUGUCGUGAGCCUGUGGCGUGGCUGUGCGCGUGCUUGUGCCCGCGUCCCUGUCUUUCUCUCGGGAUGGAGGCAGGAGCAGCACACUCUGUGUGCCCUGCGGUCUCCUGAGUGUCCCUCUUGUGUGUCGGGAGCAGUAACGUGUAGACUUUCAGAAUCAGUCCCCGAGAAAAGCGUCACGGAAUCCGGAGGAGGUGGAGGGAAGCGUUGGGCAUCUGGGCAAAGCAGGCCUCGUCUGGGCAGGAGCAGGAGACCCUGGCCGUCGCCUCGGGUCGGUCGGCCGUUGGGGAGAGUAGCAGUACACUAACGGGAAGGAAAGGCACGCGGUACCGUUUUCUAACGUGGUAACUAACACAGGUUAUGGGCUCUACGUUGUUAGUACUCCCAGAAGUAUGUAUUUAAUUUGCUGAAAUUCCCUUUCAAGAAACCUAACUUCACGGUUUUGAUUUCAGGUAGCAAACGUCUGCGGGAGCAGCUCUCUGUUCUGCCUGUUCUUUUACUGUCAUGUAAUCAACUAACUUUGUAUGUGGGUUUCAGUGUAAAGUAUGCAUGUUAUACUUUUGUGUGUAUUUAAUCAUGAAAUUUAAUUUUGCACUUAUUUGUAAUGUUUCUUUUAAAUAAAAGUGACUAAUUUUGUCGUA